AUGGCCUCGAAAGCUAUAAGGAGGAGGCCUGCCGAGAAAGAAAGAGAGAGACAUAUGGAAACAACAAUGCCGGAAUCUGUCACAGCCCCUCUUCUAGGAAAUAGUGCCCAGGGGAAUAAAUCGGAGGGUUAUGAGCCUAUACCAGAUUUCUGGGAUGGAAAAUCACGCGAGUGCCUUCAUUGGGUGCAUAUUGUAUCUACUUUUAUUACUCAGUCUGCAAGAAAGAUAGUAAAUGCUAUUUCGGAGUUUGGUUCGUUUCUAGCAAGGUUCUUUGGUUGCUCCUGUGCUCCCCAAAGUUCACAAAAUGCACAGACAAUGCUAAUUCACCUCAGUCCAUUACAGGAGGAGAGAUUAAAAUUCUUGAGACAAAGAUUAAAUGUGCCAUUUGAUUGUUCCGCUGUCAAGCACCAGGAUGCACUAAAAGAACUUUGGAGAUUGGCUUAUCCUAACCGAGAACUUCCUCCUCUGAAAUCAGAUCUAUGGAAGGAAAUGGGCUGGCAGAACUCUGACCCAGCAACAGAUUUUAGGUCUGGGGGAUUCAUGUCCUUGGAAAAUCUAAUAUAUUUUGCAAGAAAUUACCCAGAUUCCUUUCAUCGGCUAUUACACAAGGCAGAUGGUGAGAGAGCUGAAUGGGAAUAUCCUUUUGCAGUAGCUGGCGUAAAUAUAUCUUAUAUGUUAGUUCAAAUGCUGGAUUUACAAUCAGAAAAUAGGAGGAGCUCAAAAGCAAGAGUUGGCUUUGCUCAACUACUUGAAGAUGACGAGAUGGCUUUCGAUAACCUUUUCUGCCUAGCUUUUCAGAUGCUCGAUGCUCAGUGGCUUGCAAGGAGAGCUAGUUAUAUGGAAUUCAACGAGGUUCUGAAGUCCACACUAGGCCAGUUAGAGCAAGAGCUUACAAUUGGAGGCGUUUCAAGCGUUCAGAAUCUGCCAUCGUUCAGAAUGUUAAGGAGAUAG
Molecule: messenger RNA, 951 nt
Organism: Triticum turgidum subsp. durum (durum wheat)
Lineage: Eukaryota; Viridiplantae; Streptophyta; Magnoliopsida; Poales; Poaceae
Source: the annotation of a GenBank genome assembly